Messenger RNA from Urocitellus parryii (Arctic ground squirrel), 4690 nucleotides. RefSeq names its product ADAM metallopeptidase with thrombospondin type 1 motif 3 (gene Adamts3). Gene Ontology annotation, molecular function: metalloendopeptidase activity. Gene Ontology annotation, biological process: proteolysis; extracellular matrix organization. Gene Ontology annotation, cellular component: extracellular matrix. The record is from RefSeq and is a predicted model, not a curated record. NCBI's taxonomy places the organism in Eukaryota, Metazoa, Chordata, Mammalia, Rodentia, Sciuridae.
GCUUUGCCCAGUAGUUGAAAAGUGAACUCGACUCGUGAUGGUUCUCCUGUCACUUUGGUUGAUAGCAGCCGCUCUGGUAGAGGUUAGGACUUCAGCUGAUGGACAAGCUGGAAAUGAAGAAAUGGUGCAAAUAGAUUUACCAGUAAAGAGACAUAGAGAGUAUGAGCUGGUGACUCCAGUCAGCACAGAUCUAGAAGGACAUUAUCUCUCCCAUAUUCUUUCUGCAAAUCACAAAAAGAGGUCAACAAGGGACGUGUCUUCCAACCCUGAGCAACUGUUCUUUAACAUCACAGCAUUUGGAAGAGAUUUUCAUCUGCGACUAAAGCCUAACACUCAACUUGUAGCUCCUGGGGCUGUUGUGGAAUGGCAUGAGACAUCUCUGAUGCCUGGGAAUAUAACCGACCCCAUAAAUAAGCAUCAACCCGGAAGUGCUUCAGAAAGAAUCUGGAGAAAAGAGCCUUUGCAGACUAACUGUGCUUAUGUUGGUGACAUCAUGGACGUUCCAGGAACCUCUGUUGCCAUUAGCAACUGUGAUGGUCUGGCUGGAAUGAUAAAAAGUGAGAAUGAAGAAUAUUUCAUUGAGCCUUUGGAAAGAGGUAAGCAGAUGGAAGAAGAAAAAGGAAGGAUUCAUGUUGUCUACAAGAGAUCAGCAGUAGAGCGGGCGCCCAUAGACAUGUCCAAAGACUUCCACCAUUACAGAGAGUCGGAUCUGGAAGGCCUCCAUGACCUAGGUACACUUUACAGCCACAUUGACCAACAGCUGAAUGAAACAAUGAGGCGCCGCAGACACACGGGAGAGAACGAUUACAACAUCGAGGUGCUGCUGGGAGUGGAUGACUCCGUGGUCCGUUUCCAUGGCAAAGAGCACGUUCAAAACUACCUCCUCACCCUGAUGAACAUUGUGAAUGAAAUUUACCAUGAUGAGUCCCUUGGAGUACACAUGAAUGUGGCCCUGGUACGCAUGAUAAUGCUGGGCUAUGCAAAGUCCAUCAGUCUCAUAGAAAGGGGAAACCCAUCCAGGAGCUUAGAGAAUGUGUGUCGCUGGGCUUACCAACAACAAAAAUCUGAUCCCAACCACUCUGAGCACCAUGAUCAUGCAAUUUUCUUAACCAGGCAAGACUUUGGACCUGCUGGAAUGCAAGGAUAUGCUCCAGUCACRGGCAUGUGUCAUCCAGUGAGAAGUUGUACCCUGAAUCAUGAGGAUGGUUUUUCAUCUGCUUUUGUAGUAGCCCAUGAAACUGGCCAUGUGUUGGGAAUGGAGCAUGAUGGACAAGGCAACAGGUGUGGGGACGAAACUGCUAUGGGCAGUGUCAUGGCUCCCUUAGUACAAGCGGCAUUUCAUCGUUACCACUGGUCCCGAUGCAGUGGUCAAGAAUUGAAAAGAUACAUCCACUCCUAUGAUUGUCUCCUUGAUGACCCUUUUGAACAUGAUUGGCCCAAACUCCCAGAACUUCCUGGAAUAAAUUACUCUAUGGAUGAGCAAUGCCGUUUUGAUUUUGGUGUUGGUUACAAAAUGUGCACUGCGUUCCGAACCUUUGACCCGUGUAAACAGCUCUGGUGCAGCCAUCCUGAUAACCCCUACUUUUGUAAGACUAAAAAGGGACCCCCACUUGAUGGGACUGAAUGUGCUGCUGGAAAAUGGUGCUAUAAGGGUCAUUGCAUGUGGAAGAAUGCUAAUCAACAAAAACAAGACGGUAAUUGGGGAUCAUGGACAAAAUUUGGCUCCUGUUCGCGGACAUGUGGAACUGGUGUUCGUUUCCGAACCCGCCAGUGCAAUAAUCCCAUGCCCAUCAAUGGUGGUCAGGAUUGUCCUGGUGUUAAUUUUGAGUAUCAGCUUUGUAAUACAGAAGAAUGCCAAAAACACUUUGAGGACUUCAGAGCGCAGCAGUGCCAGCAGCGUAACUCCCACUUUGAAUUCCAGAAUACCAAACACCACUGGUUGCCAUAUGAACAUCCUGACUCCAAGAAAAGAUGCCACCUUUACUGUCAGUCUAGAGAGACUGGAGAUGUUGCUUACAUGAAACAGCUGGUACACGACGGAACUCGCUGUUCUUACAAGGACCCAUACAGCAUAUGUGUUCGAGGAGAGUGUGUGAAAGUGGGCUGUGAUAAAGAGAUCGGUUCCAACAAGGUUGAGGAUAAAUGUGGUGUCUGUGGAGGAGAUAAUUCCCAUUGUCGAACUGUGAAGGGGACAUUUACCAGAACUCCCAGGAAGCUCGGGUACCUUAAGAUGUUUGAUAUACCCCCUGGGGCUAGACAUGUGUUAAUCCAAGAAGACGAGGCUUCUCCUCAUAUUCUUGCAAUUAAGAAUCAGGCUACAGGCCACUACAUUUUAAAUGGCAAAGGGGAGGAAGCCAAGUCACGAACCUUCAUAGAUCUUGGUGUGGAGUGGGAUUAUAACAUCGAAGAUGACAUUGAAACUCUUCACACUGAUGGACCCUUACAUGAUCCCGUUAUUGUUUUGAUUAUACCUCAGGARAAUGAUACCCGCUCUAGCCUGACAUAUAAGUAUAUCAUCCAUGAGGACUCUGUACCUACAAUCAACAGCAACAAUGUCAUCCAGGAAGAACUGGAUACUUUUGAGUGGGCUCUGAAGAGUUGGUCUCAGUGUUCCAAACCCUGUGGUGGAGGUUUUCAGUACACUAAAUAUGGAUGCCGUAGGAAAAGCGAUAAUAAGAUGGUUCAUCGUAGCUUCUGUGAGGUCAAUAAAAAGCCAAAACCUAUUAGACGAAUGUGCAAUAUUCAAGAGUGUACACAUCCGCUCUGGAUAGCUGAGGAGUGGGAACACUGYACCAAAACCUGUGGCAGUUCCGGCUACCAGCUUCGCACGGUGCGCUGCCUUCAGCCACUCCAUGAUGGCACCAACCGCUCUGUACACAGCAAGUACUGCGUGGGUGACCGUCCUGAGAGCCGCCGGCCCUGUAAUAGAGUACCCUGUCCAGCCCAGUGGAAAACAGGGCCCUGGAAUGAGUGUUCAGUGACCUGCGGUGAAGGAACAGAGGUGAGGCAGGUCCUGUGCAGGGCUGGAGACCACUGCGACGGUGAAAAACCGGAGUCCGUCAGAGCCUGUCAGCUGCCUCCCUGUAAUGAUGAGCCAUGUCUGGGAGACAAGUCCAUAUUCUGUCAGAUGGAAGUGCUGGCACGAUACUGCUCCAUCCCAGGUUAUAACAAGCUCUGUUGCGAGUCAUGUAGCAAGCGCAGCAGUACCCCGCCACCACCAUACCUUCUAGAAGCUGCUGAAGCUCAUGAUGAUGCAGUCUUCAGUCCCAGUGAUCUCCCUGGAUCUCUAGUGAUGCCUACACCUUUCCCUGCUACUACUGCUGAGAAAAAGUCUUUGAGUAGCAUCUCUGCAGUGGAGAGUCCAAAUGCAUAUGCUGCUUUCAGGCUGAACAGUGAAACUGAUGGUGCUAACUUACCCCAAAGGAGAGCUCAGCAAACCAGAAGUAAGACACUGAGCCUGGUCUCAAUACCRCCCUCCUCACCCACCAAGAGUGGCCACCUCCAUUCUGCUUCACAGAGGGCGGCCGCUUCCUUCCUGGCAGUCAGUGAUUCAAUAGGUGCCUCUUCUCAGGCAAGAACCUCAAAGAAAGAUGAAAAGAUUAUUAACAAGAGACGUCUGAUAAGAUCAUCCACCUUAGAAAGAUGAAAAAGUGAAAUUUUAAGGGUAGAAAUCAGAGGGAAACCUGGACAACCUCCCUCUCCACAUGGUGCAUACAACUUAGUGAAAAUCUCCAUAGCUCGCCAAUUCAUUUUAUCCAUAAGUGAAAGAACAAAAAGUGCUGGUUCACUUUUCUAGUUGCUUUCAUCCUCCUCCUGUUCUGCAUUGACUCAUUCACCAGAAUUCGUUGGAAGAAAGCACCAAAGAUUACUAACCGGGAAAAUAGGUUGCUAUGUGUGUUGGUCACUCUCUAAUGAAGAAAAGGGACUGGAAUCAAUUGUGCAUAUAAGCUGGAUUUUUGUUUUAAAAAGUUACAGUAAACAUUUUAAAAAGAGAUGCCAACAGUUUACACUUCAAGAAAUUUUGGAAAUGGAGCAGAGAAUUCAUAGACUUGUAUUCCUAUUUAUCUAUAUUAGAAAUAUUGUAUGAGCAAAUUUGCAGCUGUUGUGUAAAUACUGUAUAUUGCAGAAAUCAGUAUUAUUUUAAGAGAUGUUCUCAAAUGAUUGUUUACUAUCUUACAUUUCUGGAUGUUCUAGGUGCCUGUCAUAGAGUAUUGCCUUAUUUUACAUUCCAUAGAUUGAUUUUCAAGGCAGAAUGUUGAGAAGUUAGAAUCAUAGCUACCGACAAUGCAAGAGGUUUUGUUGUAUGACUUUUGUUGAAUCAAUAAUGUGAUACCUAAAUUAUAGAAAAAGAAAAAAAACAGAAGCUUCAGACUUGUAAGUCUUGCUUUACCUAUUGCCUUCCAUCCUGUAAUUAAAAGGAAUUAGGAGUGGUGUCAGAGUACACUUUUGGUCACAGAGAACAGUGAAUGAGCAAGAUAAAGCCAAAACCCUCUUGCCAGGACCUCUGUAAGCAUCAUUGAGGUGUCCUGUGUUCUUAUGUUGUUUAAUUUCCUAGUGUUGGUAUACAAACAGUUAUACUUGAUGUACUAUAUUAAUCACAAAGAAAAAAGGUUCUGGAAAGAUUUGUGUGUUGGUAGCUGAGAAAAUACCAUCAAACUUGAAUUGAUCCUCAAGGAUAGUACUGCUUUGG